Messenger RNA from Heterobasidion irregulare TC 32-1, 2187 nucleotides. RefSeq lists its product as uncharacterized. The record is from RefSeq and is a predicted model, not a curated record. NCBI's taxonomy places the organism in Eukaryota, Fungi, Basidiomycota, Agaricomycetes, Russulales, Bondarzewiaceae. The coding region runs from base 1 to 2187 and encodes 728 amino acids. The transcript is spliced from 8 exons.
AUGUAUGACUUGGACGAACUCAUUCAGACUGUUUUCGAGGAUGUCCGAGACGGUGUGCCAAUCGUAGGCUCUAACUACUCUGACAACAUGCGCCAGUCCGACGCUUUCCCCUCCACCGAUACGCCUGCCAGCAACUAUUACGUCCAGGAUACCUACUCUCUUCCCACUUCUUUGCCGAACAGCAUAUCCUUCGGGGCGAUGUUCGUACCCGAUGAAAAUGGACAUCGUUGCCAGACCACCAUCACUCCGCAAACCUUUUCGCCAUUUCCAGACGGCUUGAGGCCCACCUUCCAUCAUGAGCCGCCUGCUGCCACCUCCUCAGAGUACUUUGUGGUAGCCCACGCGCCGCUGCCACCACCGCCCAUUGCCCACAUGAGUAGGAGGGCGGAAGACGACGGCCUGGGUUGGCACGUUUCCAAGUGUAGGAGAUUGGACGACAUGAACGUAGUGGAGAGGAUCCAUCCAUGUUCGGAACAUGCAGGACCUAGUGGGUUUCCAAGAACCCAUGACGACACCGAGGGCAAUGCCCUCAAACGUAACAACUAUUCAACAAGAACUUCCGAUGGCAAAGGAUUUUUCCCCGCCGUCGGUUUGGCCCCGGUAGCUGAACAGUCAUCCGCACAAGGGCUUUGGCCCACGAUGACAUCAAGCGUAGCCAUCCAGAGGCAUUCUGCACAGAUGCCAUAUGUGGCGACCAAGUACAGCGACUACCCUUUCACCUUUACACUCGGCUCACAGCCAGCGAGUGCGGCGUCAAGGGUUGACACACAGUUCAACUCCACGUCGAACACAACGACGGAAUACGAGUUAGGCUUCUCUGAACCCCCCUUCAUUGAAGAGCCGUUCGUUCAGGGACCAUCACAAGUACUGUCCUGGGGACUCGCCCAACAGCCCCCCCAGCGGCGCGCUCAGGCUCAUCGGGACGAGACGUCUUUCCAGGUCGCAGGGCCAUCACGAUUUCCGGGUUCCGAGCUGCCUUGGCCGGCCGGCGCUGCGGAGGACCAUGUCUUCCCAUCGUGUUGGACAUCUUUCGAGACCACUGGGUAUAGUCUCCAGUCCUCCUUGGCGCCUGUGGUCGAACAGCACUCCCAAGAUCAGCCAGUGGAACAGAGAUCAUUCUGCGCCCAGAGUCGACAGCAUUCCAGCCAGGCGCGUCGCACCAGUGCCUCAUCCCCCAGACCCCUCCCUAUCCCGGUCGCUGAGCUGUCAUUCAGUAGCGCCUCGCAAACGUCUACUUCGUCCUCUUCAAGAGCUAGGUCAUCGAAUCCUGCCCCGAAGAAGGGAAAGAAGAAGGCGGCUCAGAUGCCGUAUUUGCUGGCCAAGGUUAAAUGCCACCUGUGCAGAGAUGGCUUCAGAAGAGGAUCUGAGCUCCACACCCACUGGAAGACAAAUAAGCACCGUUUGCGAGUACUCGAGGCGGAGAACCCAGGGGUUAUAGUGACUGUAGCAGACUUGCCUCCGAACUGCGUCUGCCCGUCGUGCGGGAAUGGGUACACAACCCCGCAUGCGGUGAACCGACACUUGAAGACGUGCAGAGGCGGGAUCGAAUCGAGUGAGAGAGGAUCUCAGGAUGGAGAAGGAGGAAGCAAGGUUACUCGGGCCAGUCAUGUCGACUUUCUCGAGGCUGUUCCGCCCGCAGUCUGGAAUGAAAGUAGAGGAAUGAAGAUGAUCGAUGGGAGCGAAACCAUCGCAAGUCGGCGCAAGGGCAAGUCUCGGUCCCGUGACGGGAAAGUUGUGACGCGUCGCGUCGGCCUUGCCACUCUUUUCUCCAUUUUCUCCAUGUCGCCAACCACCAGUCUCCUCACCUCCGUCAAUUAUAUUUCCUCUGCCAACUUUCAUUUGGAUGACGAACCCCUAACCCUGGCCCUUACUGAAGCUAUCAAGCGACUCUUCGAAUCGGCAUGGCCCGAAACAGAAAUGGUGAGGGGGACAGGGUCUUUCAUGGCGAUCGAAUUCUUGAAUACCGAUCGAGGCCCUACUCAUCUUUACGGCUACUGGACUUCUGGGUCAUACACUGGGGGACAUACAUGGCUGCACUGUCACCCUGUUGACGCUGAGACCAUAGGCCCUAUGACCUACAGAGCGAAUUUGCCUGACGUGUCAUGGGAAUUACUCAACAGUCCUGCAGAAUCUGACAGUAUGAAACCCACGAAAGAGAGCAGAGAAAUUGUCGAUAUUGGCAAAUGA